Molecule: messenger RNA, 1737 nt
Organism: Spirodela intermedia
Lineage: Eukaryota; Viridiplantae; Streptophyta; Magnoliopsida; Alismatales; Araceae
Source: the annotation of a GenBank genome assembly
AUGGAGCAUCUGCUCAGUAUGGGCUUCUCGGAGGAGCUCUCCGCCCAGGCUCUCGCCGCCACCGGCGGGGCCUCCGCCGUUGAAGCCACCGAAUGGAUUCUCUCCCACCAACAGGAGGUCGCUGCCCCCUCCGUUUCCUCCAUGCCCCCCCCCGCCGCCGCCGCCGCCGCCUCUCCCACGCCUCCGCCCCAUCAGCGGUCCCCUCCCGUUCAGCCCAGCCUCGACCGCUUCUUCCCCUCCGCCGCCCCUCAGAGGCAGCAGGGCCAAAAAACCCGCUCUGCACCUGCCCACCGCUCCCCACCGUCGUCCCCACCGCCGCCCCCUUUGGAUGGAAGCAAGCGGCAGAGAAGAAGGACGGCGGGUGGUGCCCUUGAGCCGCUGGCGGAACGUAUGCGGCCGCGCACCGUCGACGAGGUCGUCGGGCAGGACCACCUCCUCGGCCAGGGCUCCGUCAUCCGCUCCGCCCUCGACCGCGGCCGACUCCCCUCCCUCCUCCUCUGGGGGCCUCCCGGCGCCGGCAAGACCUCCAUCGCCCGCGCGCUCGCGGCCUCCCCCUCCUCCGCCUUCCGCUUCGUCUCCCUCUCCGCCGUGACCGCCAGCGUCAAGGACGUCAGGGACGCCACCGAGGAAGCCAGGAGACGCCUCAAGGUCCGCGCGGCCUCCUUGGGCUCGGCGCCGACGAGGACGGUGCUAUUCAUGGACGAGGUGCAUCGCUUCAGUAAGGCGCAGCAGGACGCUUUUCUCCCGGCCAUCGAGGACGGGAGCAUCGUCUUCGUGGGGGCCACCACCGAGAACCCCUCCUUCCACCUCACCACCCCUCUUCUCUCCCGCUGCCGCGUCCUCACCUUGCGCCCGCUUGAGCCUCGCCACGUCGAAACCCUCCUCCGCCGCGCCGUAGAGGACGCUGAGAGAGGCAUCGCCGCCGGCGUCGGUGUCGGCGGCGGCGGCGGCGGCGGCGGCGGCGACGGUGACACCACCAGAAAGUCGACGCCACCCAUUCUAGCCGAAGACGACGCCGUUGAGUUCCUGUCGCUUCAUUGUGACGGCGACGCCCGCGUCGCCCUCAAUGCCUUGGAGGUGGCGGCCACCUUGGCCCUGGACCGGAACUCCACCCGCCCCGCCGACGAAGGCCUCAAGAUCACCCUCAGCGACGCGACAGAAGCGAUGCAGAGCAAGCACCUGGCCUAUGACCGGGCGGGGGAGGAGCACUACAACCUGAUCAGCGCGCUGCAUAAGUCCAUGCGAGGCGGCGACGCCGACGCCUCCAUCUACUGGCUGGCGAGGAUGCUGGAAGGCGGAGAGCAGCCCCUGUACAUCGCCCGUAGGCUGGUGCGGUUCGCCGGCGAGGACGUGGGGCUGGCGGACCCGGCGGCGGUGGCGCAGGCCGUCGCCUGUUACCAGGCCUGCCACUUCAUCGGCAUGCCAGAAUGCGACGUGAACUUGGCGCAAUGCGUCGCCUACUUGGCGCUUGCGCCCAAGUCGACGGCGGUGUACCGCGCCAUUCAGGCAGCGCAGAGGCUCGUGAAGGAGUCCGCGGGGGGGAACGAGGGAGUCCCUCUGCAUCUCAGGAACGCUCCGACGAAGAUGAUGAAGGAUCUUGGGUACGGGAAGGGCUACGUCUACCCACCCGAUCAUCCCAACUGUUCGUCGCAGACCUACCUGCCUCCUUCGCUUCUGGGUCACAAAUUUCUUGAAUGGCCCCCGCCCAGAUAUCAGUCCGACUCUUGCUUGCAGUAG